Molecule: messenger RNA, 1167 nt
Organism: Peniophora sp. CBMAI 1063
Lineage: Eukaryota; Fungi; Basidiomycota; Agaricomycetes; Russulales; Peniophoraceae
Source: the annotation of a GenBank genome assembly
AUGGCCGCCGCCGACCCGACGUACCCUUUCUACCCCAUCACCUGCAUCAUAGCUUCAGCGAUGCUACUCUUUGUGUUUCUGAACAGUUUUAUCAGGCAAAGCUGGAAUCUCGGCGUCGCGUUUCUGUGUUUCUGGCUCUUCUGGGAGAACCUCACCCUGGGUAUCAACGCCAUAAUAUGGUCCGAUAAUGCUACAAUCAAGCUAUACGCGUAUUGCGACGUUGCCUCGCAUCUUCUCUUGAUCGCGUCGGUUGUCAAACCUGUGGCGACCCUUAUCAUAAGUCGCCGGCUAUACCUGAUCACUCGUAUGCAGUCUGUAGGACCAUGGGACGCGAUAGUGAAACGCAAAGAACGCGCCAUAGAGUGGGCCCUUGGCCUAGGAGUCCCCGUCCUAGUUGCUGGACCCAUCUACUACGUGGUGCAGGUUCACCGAUUCCAGGUCAUCGAGAGUUUUGGAUGCGACAACUCACCCGACGGUUCGAUACUCCUAUUAUUGCUCGUCAAUUCAUGGAGUGUGAUAGCUCCUCUGCUGUCCAUUAUCGCCUACUACCCUCAUGUUGCCAGGGUCUUCUAUCGCCAAAGUCGGGAUAUCAACAACUUUCUACAGAGUAAUGGUUCAGUGUCCCGCACAAACUACUUCCGGAUACUGGCUCUCGCCAGCAUUGAUAUCCUGCUCACUUUGCCCAUAGGCAUUGCGACGAUCGUCUUAGAUGUGCGGAUCAAUAUGUCUUUCGGUCCCAUUGUUUUCUAUCCGGGUUGGACCAAUGACCACGCGCAUUGGGAGCCGAGGAGCUUCUCCUACGCCGAGAUACUGUCAGGAGGUACUUCGGUUGUGGUACAAAACUACUUCGUACGAUGGACGUCGCCCAUCCUCGCUUUUGCCAUCUUCGCACUUUUCGGCGUCACAUCGGAAGCCCGUGCAUCGUACUGGCGCAUCAUCUGCACCAUGGCCGGUUGGUUCGGCUGGAAACCAACAUCAUGCACACGCAGAGUGCCUUCAUCGCCGGGAGAGAUCGAGUUCGGCGACCGUCCUGCUCAGAACUCUUUGUCACUGGGUCUUGAUUCGAAUCCGAGCUUCAUCAAUGCCAAUGCACGCGGGCAGGAACGUACACCGGAUGAGGUGGAGAGUGGCUCGUACAAGGAGUUCGAAGAGGAAAUCCGUCGGUGA